ACCACCUCUCAUCAAUUCUCGUCGAUCCUUACAUUCCUCUCGUAUUUAUUCACUCUGCUCCAUCGUCAUCACAAUUUCAAUCGACUAAAUCACCAUUAAUCACAAAGAAGGACAACAAUGAAGCCAACUACAUCAUUCUUCUUCCUCUCAACCCUGUGCGUGCUCCAACAAGUUGCCCUCGUCGCAAAUAGUCAACCCGGCAAACCCGUCGGAGGCCAACCUGGCAAACCCGUCGGAGGCCAACCGGGAGGAACCUCCGGGCCUGUCAGUGGUAAUCAAAUAGAAGAAGCAUGCAAAUACGCGACUAACAAGGAUCUGUGCAUCACCAACCUCAAGAAAGACCCAAACAGCCAAGGAGCGGACCUCGUCGGCCUGGCCUUGAUUGCGAUCAGGCUGGCCGCCGCGAAUGCCGCUGACGUGGAAUCCCACCUGAGAACGUUGAUGAUCAACAAUGCCACCUCUCUAUCCCCGGAGGUUCAGCAGGGGGUUUCGGACUGUAUAGAACAUUACACCGACGCCAACGAGCAGCUUGACGACUCGGUGGCCGCGGUGUCGGCCAAGGAAUUCAAUGACGUCGAGAUGUGGGUGAAGGUUGCCAUUGGCGAUGCGGCUUAUUGUCAAAACGCCAUGAAGGGUCAGCACACUGUGGUUGAACAGAAGAACAAAUUGUUUAUGCAGAUGUGCGAAAAUGUCUUGGCCAUGAUCAAGGCCGUGACUCAAAAGGGUUGAUGAGAUCCUUAAUCAUUAUCAAUCAAUGUUAUGAAGUAUUCAUAAAUUCGUGUACUCAUUGCAUAUAGCUUUAGUACUUAGCUGUAAUAUCAAUUUAUAUAUACGUACACAUGAUGUUCAGAGUUCAAAUGACAAAUUAGCAAUUUUCAACGAGAA
This is a messenger RNA of Rosa rugosa (rugosa rose), 885 nucleotides long. RefSeq names its product putative invertase inhibitor. Gene Ontology annotation, molecular function: enzyme inhibitor activity. The coding region runs from base 118 to 729 and encodes 203 amino acids. Gene Ontology annotation, biological process: negative regulation of catalytic activity. The record is from RefSeq and is a predicted model, not a curated record. Lineage: Eukaryota; Viridiplantae; Streptophyta; Magnoliopsida; Rosales; Rosaceae. The transcript has a single exon.